GAUGAAAUUUAUUAUUGUUCCUUUGGUCUUUAUAGAGCUCUUCUUACCCCUGUACAUCGUCAGUUGAGAGAUCAUGACAACAACGAUCUUUUGAAACGAACCCGUUCUAUUUUAUCUUUUCAUCUUACGGAGUCAUUGUUUAUUCUCCAAUCAAAGCUUAUUCAUUUCAAAUUACUCAAAGUCUUGGAGUUGAGACACAGAGAGAUUGAUAAUUUCCCUCUACAGAUACUAAGCCUCAUCUGGUUGAGGUUCCUAUCAUUGCUCUUCCGUGAGAAUUUAGACAUACCUCCAGAAACUUGUAGGUUAUGGAAUCUGCAGACAUUCAUUGUUCAAGUGCCCAGAUUUGAAGGACCAGUUAAAAUAACUUUUCCUGAGGAAAUUUGGGGACUAAUGCAAUUAAGGCAUCUCAAACUGCCCAUAUUUUAUUUGCCAGAUUGCCCAAGUGGAUCUGUUGACAAAGGAAGGCCUUUGAAUUUUUCAAACAUACAAACUAUUCUUACUUGUCUCCACGUUGUUGCACGAAGGAGGUUAUUAUGGGGAUUCAGAAUGUCAAAGAAUUAGGAAUCUGUGCAUAUGGGAUUGACUCUGAUGGGCUUCGCAACAAUCUUGUCCAUCUGCAGCAACUUGAAACAUUGAGUCUUAAAUAUUAUUUUAGUGGAUUUUUUCCAGCAAGUACAAAAGCUUUUCCAGCAACGCUCAAGAAGCUGAAGUUGGAAAGAACGUUGCUAAGUUUGUCAUACUUGGACAUCAUAGCUGAAUUGCCUAACCUCAAGGUGCUGAAGCUGAUGGAUGGUACUUGUGUUGGAAAAAAAUGGUAUCCAAAUGUCAGGGGAUUUACUCGAUUGAAGCUUUUGUUAAUUGAAUAUAGUUUUCUCAAGUACUGGAAAGCCACAAAUGACAAUUUUCCUGUCCUUGAGCGCCUUGUGCUUAAAAACUGCCAUAAUUUGAAAGAGAUACCCAUUGAGUUUGCAGAAAUCCACACACUACAACUGAUUGAGUUAACAAGUUGUCUUCCCAAACUUGGGGAAUCUGCAGCACGAAUUCAACAAGAACGAGAAGACCUCGGAAACAACCCCGUGGAUGUUCAUAUCUCCGAUUCAUCAACCAUAUUUGCAUACAGGCAGACAAGCGCUGCUAACGACAUUUACAAGCACAUCCAAACACAACACCUACUCAAUGAUAGAACAACAAAAGGAAAUGAUCAAAUCCAUCUGUGAGUGUUUGUGAGUUUGUGACAUUUGUGUUCCUUUCCUACAGCUAAAGUGUGGGAGUUGCAUUUGAAUCAAACUGACGCUAGCUAA
Molecule: messenger RNA, 1301 nt
Organism: Capsicum annuum
Lineage: Eukaryota; Viridiplantae; Streptophyta; Magnoliopsida; Solanales; Solanaceae
Product: putative late blight resistance protein homolog R1B-13
Exons: 2
Coding region: 534-1217 (227 amino acids)
Biological process (GO): protein folding
Molecular function (GO): alpha-tubulin binding
Source: RefSeq, a predicted model, not a curated record